Messenger RNA from Dovyalis caffra, 210 nucleotides. The record is from the annotation of a GenBank genome assembly. Lineage: Eukaryota; Viridiplantae; Streptophyta; Magnoliopsida; Malpighiales; Salicaceae.
AUGAGAAUUCGGAACGGAUCAGGACAAGUUUUAGCUGGAACGUGCUACAGUUUUAUUAUUCUUGCAAGAGAUGAUCAUCAUCUAGCGGAGAACAGUUCUACGAAAACGAUUAAACCUAAAUCAAGUUGGCCGAAAGCAGUGCUUUUGCCAGCAUUGCCGUGCAAAGUGUCACCAUAUUCGAUAUGUGAUAUGAGCCGUGGUCUGCCAUAA